Rotaria socialis is the source of this 2079-nucleotide messenger RNA. Lineage: Eukaryota; Metazoa; Rotifera; Eurotatoria; Philodinida; Philodinidae. The record is from the annotation of a GenBank genome assembly.
AUGUUGACAAAUUCAAAUACAUCGCGUGUGUCUCGUUUUGAGCUACAACGCAGGAGACCGGUUGAAGAUUUCGUUCUUGUCUGGCUGGGAAAUGCAGACGACAACAAUCAUGUGAUCAAUGAAUUGAAUCGUAUUUUACAUGAUAUUCGAGUUUUUGUUGAUUCGAAUGAAUGCAUCGAUUUUAUCUCAGAAUUCAAAACUAAUCAAAAGAUUAUUCUUAUUGUGAAUAUUAAAAGCGUAACGGAUCAUGAAGCCGCCAUAUGGACUGCUGAACCUUUUGCUCAACUAUCUACCAUUUAUAUUUUAUUCAAAGAAAACUCUAUGCGUAAUGAACUCGAACAACUAUAUGGUAACCACAAAAAAAUUCAAUGUAUGCUAACAGAAAUGAAAUCCUUCAAGGAUCAUCUUGCCCAUGUGGUAGCCAAUCGUUUGAACAGUCAACUGAUCAGCUUUCAGACUAUGAAUAUGACUUCUAUCGAAACGGCAAGAGCCAACACAUCACUCAAUAAACAAGAUGCAUCUUUUAUGUAUGCUCAAUUAAUCAAAGAACUUCUAUUAGAAUUUGAGUUGGCCUCUGCGUCUAAAUUAGAAAUGAUUGAAUUUUGCCGUGGACUCUAUUGUGAUAGUUUAUCGGAAAUGGCAUUUAUCAAUGAGUUUGAAAAUAAUUCUGAAAAUCGAUCACCCAUAUACUUUUACACCGCCGAACAUUUUCUCUAUCGAAUGCUUAAUAGAGCCUUACGAUUGCAAGAAAUAGAUAAACUCUAUCAUUUACGUUACUAUAUUAGACAACUACACGAAGAACUCAAGCGACUCUACAAUCAAAAUCAUCAACACGAGCAAUCACUUUCAUUUCUCUAUCGUGGUCAAGGAAUGCAAAGAGAAGAAUUCGAAAAAUUACAACAUAGUAUCGGUGGUUUAUUAUCGUUCAAUGCAUUCCUAUCGACUAGCACAGAUUUUGACGUCGCUCAUAUGUACGCCGAGACGAUGCUUUCGGCUACGGAUACAUUAGCAGUAUUUCUGCAAAUAGAUGUCAAAGUUGAUAAUAUAGGAAACAAUGUUUUCGCUGAUAUUAGUAAUAUAACUCAUUUUACUGAUGAGCAAGAAUAUCUUUUCUCGAUGGGUACUAUCUUUCGUAUUAUAUCCAUCGAACAAGAAUUAAAUGGAAUCUACUUUGUAAAAUUAAGAUUGACAAGUGAUCGCGAUGAAGAACUUGCCUAUUUGAAAUGGUUUAUGGAUACGACUCUUCACUUAACACAUCAUCGUGGUCCACUCUUUCGACUGGCCGGUCUAAUGAAUGACAUGAGUCAACAUUCAUAUGCUGAUUAUUUUUUCACACUCCUAUUACAAGAUGAUGACAUAAAAGAUCAACCUUGUAUGCUCGCUAGUAUUCAUGGUAAUAUGGCGUAUAUGUAUCGAGAAAAGGGAGAUUUAAAAAAUGCAUUUCAACAUUAUGAAUUUGCACUUAAACUCUAUGAAGAAAAUGCAACAAACGAUAAUAAUCAAACAAUUGCUAUACUACUGGCAAAUUUAGGAGAAAUCUAUAUAGCACAAGGUCAAUUCGAUCGAGCUAUAGAAAAUUAUGAACGGGCUCUAGCUAUCGAUAUGAAUCCUGCUAAUGACAAAAAGCCUAAUCCAGAAUAUAUUUCCAAUCGAUAUAAUCAACUAGGUAUUAUCUGUGAACGAACAGGUCACUCUGAUAAAGCGCUUGAUUACUACGAAAAAUGUUUACAGAUGCGUCUGCAAAAUAUGCCUCAGAAUCAUCCUGAUUUAUUAGCACCGUAUAAUAACAUUGCAUUACUCUAUGAUAGACUUGGCCAAUCGCAAAAAGCGCUUGAUAUUUACAUGCGUAUUCUUGAGAUUAGUACAAGUUCAUUACCACCAGGCCAUUUGAAAUUUGCUACUCUAUAUCACAAUAUUGCUUGUAAUCUUGAAGAUAUGGACCGAUUUAUUGAAGCACUCAUCUAUGCGCAGAAAGCUUUCGAUAUAGUCGAGAAAUCGUCGUUAUUACCAACACAUGAGAUUUUUAUUGGUAAUCAUAAACAUUUAAAACAUUUGCAGAGUAUUGUAAGAAAUACGUAA